AUGUCGGCCUCCGCCUGAGACUCGGUCUUGACAAAGCCAGAGGCCGCGGGCCGGAGGAGGAGUGCGAAGACCGCCAAAGAGGCCGGGUGUCCACCAGAGAUGGCUGAGUCAGCACCUGGGGAGAGCGCGGCGGGACUGGUGACAUUCAAAGAUGUGACUAUGGCCUUUACCCAGAAGGAAUGGGAGCAACUAGAUCCUGCUCAGAGGAGCCUAUACAAGGACGUGAUGCUGGAGAACUACAGCAGCCUUGCUUCAAUGGGGUAUCAAGCUGACAAACCAGACGUGAUUUCCAAAUUGGAGAAAGAAGAGCCAUGGUUGGGGAAGGGGAAAAGACCCAGACAAGGUGGUCCAAGUGCAAUAGCAACACCCACGCAAACAGGAGCCAGUGGAAAAGAAGGCCAGCAAGACGAUGACCAGCUCCAGAAUCACCAGGAAACUCAAAACCAACUCCUUAGGGAAGUUGCAUUCAAGAAAAAAAAACUGACUAAGAAGAAAGGCCAUGAAUGUAGUUCAUUAGGGGGGGGAAAUGCGAGUACAGCACGUGUUUCUUCCAAAAAAAAGUUUCUUAAAUUUGAUUCACAGGGAAAGAGUUUGAAACAGAAUUUAGACUUACCUGGUCAUAUAAGAAACUAUGCAAAAAGGAAACCUGGUGUAGCUGAAGAGCACAGGAAAUCAUUCAGCCAUAGCUUAUCUGAUACAAAGAAAGAUAAAAGUCAAACUGGAAAGAAACAGAAAGUAUCCCACCAUAGUUCAUCGAGUAGGUGUGACAAAACACAAACUGGCAAGAAACAGGAGAAACUAGUUCAUCGUGGAUCAUCCCAUACUAAACAGGACAAAAUUAAAACUGGAGAGAAACGUGAGAAAUCAUCCAGACAUAGCUCCUCUCCUACGGAGAGUGAUACAACUCAAGCUAAAGUAAAACCGUUUGAAUGUAGUCAAUGUGGAAAGGUUCUCAGCCAUAAACAAGGACUCAUUGACCAUCAGAGAACGCAUACUGGGGAGAAACCAUAUGAAUGUAAUGAAUGUGGGAUAGCCUUUAGCCAAAAGUCACACCUCGUUGUACAUCAGAGAACUCACACUGGAGAAAAACCAUAUGAAUGUAUUCAGUGUGGCAAAGCCCAUGGUCAUAAACAUGCUCUCACUGACCAUCUAAGAGUUCAUACUGGGGAAAAGCCCUAUGAAUGUACUGAAUGUGGGAAAACCUUCAGACACAGCUCAAAUCUUAUUCAACAUGUGAGAUCUCAUACAGGCGAGAAACCCUAUGAAUGUAAGGAAUGUGGUAAAUCCUUUAGGUAUAACUCAUCUCUUACGGAACACGUGAGAACUCACACAGGUGAAAUACCAUAUGAAUGUAAUGAAUGUGGAAGAGCCUUUAAAUAUAGCUCAUCCCUUACUAAACACAUGAGAAUUCAUACAGGUGAGAAACCCUUUGAAUGUAAUGAAUGUGGGAAAGCUUUCAGCAAGAAGUCACACCUCAUUAUACAUCAAAGAACUCAUACUAAGGAGAAACCCUAUACAUGUAAUGAAUGUGGAAAAACCUUUGGACAUAGCUCAUCUCUUACUUACCACAUGAGAACUCAUACAGGUGAAAGUCCCUUUGAAUGUAAUCAAUGUGGGAAGGCCUUUAAACAAAUCGAAGGCCUUACUCAACAUCAGAGAGUUCAUAGUGGAGAGAAACCAUAUGAAUGUAAUGAAUGUGGGAAAGCCUUUAGCCAAAAGUCACACCUCAUUGUACAUCAGAGAACUCAUACUGGGGAGAAACCCUAUGAAUGUAAUGAAUGUGGAAAAGCCUUCAAUGCAAAGUCACAACUUGUUAUACAUCAGAGAUCCCACACUGGAGAGAAACCUUAUGAAUGUAAUGAGUGUGGGAAAGCCUUCAAACAAAAUUCAGGACUCAUUGUACAUCGGAGAAUUCAUACUGGGGAGAAACCACACAAAUGCAAUGAAUGUGAAAAAGCCUUUAUUCAGAAGUCACAGCUCACUGUACAUCAGAAAACGCAUACGGGAGAGAAACCCUAUGAAUGUUGUGAAUGUGGGAAAGCCUUCAUCCAGAAGUCAAACCUCAUUAUUCAUCAGAGGAUUCACACAGGGGAGAAACCCUAUGAAUGCAAUGAAUGUGGGAAAGCUUUCAUCAAAAAGUCAAUACUUAGUAUACAUCAAAGAGGUCAUACUGGGGAGAAAACAUAUGAGUGCAGUGAAUGUGGGAAAGCCUUCAUCUGGCCAUCACAGCUCACUGUACAUCAGAGAAUUCAUACAGGGGAGAAACCCUAUAGAUGUAAUGAAUGUGGGAAAGCCUUCAUCUGGCAGUCACAGUUCAUUGAACAUCGGAGAAUUCAUACUGGGGAGAAACCCUAUGAAUGCAGUGCAUGCAGGAAAGCUUUUAUCAAAAAAUCACAACUCAUUGUGCAUCACAGAAUCCAUACUGGGAUGAAACCAUAUGAAUGCACUGAGUGUGGAAAAGCCUUUAGCAAGAAGUCACACCUCACUGUACAUCAUAGAAUGCAUACUGGAGAGAAACCCUAUGAAUGCACUGAAUGUAGAAAAUCUUUCAGCAAGAAACCUACUCUCAUUGUUCAUCAAAGAAUGCACACUGGAGAGAAACCUUAUGAAUGCAAUGAAUGUGGAAAAGCUUUUAGUCAGAGCACUAACCUUAUUCAACAUCAAAGAGUCCAUACUGGGGAGAAACCUUAUGAGUGUAAUGAAUGUGAAAAAACCUUCAGUCAUAGGUCCUCCCUUCGAAAUCAUGAGAGAAUUCAUACUGGAGAAAAACCCUAUCCUUGUAAUGAGUGCGGGAAAGCUUUCAUUUUUUGCCACAGCACAUCACUAAUUCGACAUCAGAGAACUCACACAGGAGAAAAACCCUAUGAAUGUAAUGAAUGUGGGAAAGCCUUCAGCCAUACCCCAGCCUUCAUCCAACAUCAAAGGAUUCAUACUGGAGAGAAACCCUACGAGUGUAAUGACUGUGGAAAGGCCUUCAACCGGAGUGCACAUCUUACUCAACACCAGAGAACUCAUACUGGAGAGAAACCUUAUGUCUGUAAGGAAUGUGGAAAAACUUUCAGUCGAAGUACACACCUUACUGAACAUCUAAAAGUUCAUUCUGGUGAGAAACUCUAUCGAUGUAAUGAAUGUCAAAAACUAUUUUGCUAUAGAACAUCAUUAAUUCGACAUCAGAGAACUCAUACAGGAGAGAAACCCUACCAAUGUAAUGAAUGUGGGAAAUCCUUCAGUUUAAGAUCAGCCCUUACUAAACAUAAGCGAACACAUACUGGGGAGAAACCUUAUCAGUGUAAUCAAUGUAGUGAUGUUUUUUGUCAUAGUACAUCUUUAAUUCGACAUCAGAGAACUCAUUUCAGAAAUGGAAUCCUAUCAGAGUAACGAAUGUGGGGAAGCCUGUAGCCAUAGGUCUUCACUUACACCUGAGCACUCACAGUGGCAAGAAACCCUAGGAUUGUUGUGCAAGAAAAAGUUUAGGCAGAAUACUCAUUCAUUCAAUAUUAUAAUGUUUGGGCUGAGAAGAAACACUGUUCUUGUAAUUAAUCUGAAAAAUGUGUUA
Molecule: messenger RNA, 3556 nt
Organism: Rhinolophus ferrumequinum (greater horseshoe bat)
Lineage: Eukaryota; Metazoa; Chordata; Mammalia; Chiroptera; Rhinolophidae
Gene: ZFP37
Product: ZFP37 zinc finger protein
Exons: 7
Biological process (GO): regulation of immune system process; regulation of cytokine production; negative regulation of transcription by RNA polymerase II
Source: RefSeq, a predicted model, not a curated record